Messenger RNA from Microsporum canis CBS 113480, 1833 nucleotides. RefSeq names its product Chap1. Gene Ontology annotation, molecular function: DNA-binding transcription activator activity, RNA polymerase II-specific; transcription cis-regulatory region binding. The coding region runs from base 1 to 1833 and encodes 610 amino acids. The record is from RefSeq and is a predicted model, not a curated record. NCBI's taxonomy places the organism in Eukaryota, Fungi, Ascomycota, Eurotiomycetes, Onygenales, Arthrodermataceae. Gene Ontology annotation, cellular component: RNA polymerase II transcription regulator complex. The transcript is spliced from 4 exons.
AUGGCAGAUUUUGACCCUUCCUUCCAGCGAAACCUCUAUCUCUCCCCAGACCAGCAGGACCUACUCCUGGCUGCCCUCUCCUCCAACAAUCAACCUACGAAGCUGGGCCAUCAGUCCAGUCUCGGCUCCGCCAACGGUUCGUCCGGUAACGAGAUCUUUGACUCUCCCCCUCAGGACAUACCAGGCUCUGGCCAACUCAGCUUUGAUCCAGAUGACAGCCCAUUUCUGGGGCUUGACCUUGAUACCGAAUUUGAUGUCUCAGAUCAUGCCUUGAUUGGAGAUCUUCCCAGCGUGGAGACGGCUGAGCAGCAACCUGAGCAUCGCGAGAAGAGGAAGAGUCUAGACGGGCAAGAGGGCGCAGAUACAGGCAAGAAGCGGAAGGAGAAUGAAGAGAAGGUCGCGAAAAAGCCAGGCAGAAAACCGUUGACAUCAGAGCCUACAACCAAACGCAAAGCCCAGAAUCGUGCCGCCCAGAGAGCGUUCCGUGAUCGCAAGGAGAAACACCUCAAAGAUCUCGAGACCAAAGUAGCGGAUCUCGAACGCGCCUCUCAGAAUGCAAACCAAGAGAACACACUGCUUCGUGCCCAUGUCCAACGCCUCCAGGUAGAAUUGAAGGAAUAUCGCAAACGCCUAUCAUGGAUUAGCAGCGCCAGGAGCCUUCACGCUCAAUCUCGCUUGAACAAUGACUUUUCCUUUGAUUUCCCCAAGUUUGGCGACCUUCCUGGAGCGCAUAUGAAUAAUAUCGGAUCCCUGGCAAAGGGAACUGCCAAUGCUCGCAGCCAGACCCACCCAGCCCUUGGUAUCAAAGCGGCUGGCCACAUUAGAACUACGUCACAGCUCACGCCCACCAAUGGCCACACAUUCAGAUCAAAUGGUCUAUCUUCCACCCCAAAUCAGGGUGUUGACACUUUUGCUGGCACGCAUAAUUCGCACGCAUUCGAAACCCCAUCCGCCGCUACAUUUUCCGAGUCACCCUCGGCUUCCUCGGAAUCGCAGCAUAUAUCAUCAAUAUGCACGUCUCCCGAGUCUAGCCUUACGUCGCCUACCAUUGCCCAGAAAAGCGAUUCCGUCAGCUCUGCACAGGGCAACGGCCAGAUAAAAAAGCACAGCCCUUCUCAGUGCGAACUAAAAUUUUAUGAAAGACUAGGUGAAGCAUGUGGUUGCGUGGAUAACCCCAUCCCCGCUGCUCUGGCAAAGAAGUCCAGCCAGGGGGCAGCCAACUCUAAGAGUCCAGAAAUGGUGGCUAGUACUGUUACUCCUACGAACUCGUCACCAAAUGUCACUAAUUCUACCAGUAAAAACACAAAUAAUACCCAACCAGCUUCCAAUCCUAAUGCCAUUGAUAUCACAAGCACAUCUUCCAACUUACUCUCAGAUCCAUCCAUUCCUAGUUUCGACUGGCUCGCCCAGCAAAAUGGUGGCCACUUCGAUCCUGUCCUAUUCGGCGAUUAUCGCGACCCGCAGGAUGCUGUACUCUCCCAGGAGUUUAGUGGUUUCUUCGACGACGCUUUCCCCCUACCUGAUCUGGGUAACGUAGGGGCCUUUGAUGCCGCAACUCCUGGUUCCACAAAUAAAACGCCUGGAAAGACUGACCCCCCGGUAACCACGGUAGAUAUUGAUGACGAUGAGGAGGUAGUGCCUGGUGAAGACAGGUCACAGAUGCUUUCGUGCACCAAGAUAUGGGAUCGCCUACAACGGUUGGAGAAGUUCCGCAACGGCGAAAUCGAUGUCGAUAACCUUUGCACGCAGCUACGUACUAAGGCUCGCUGCUCCGAGGGGGGUGUGGUCAUUGACCAAAAAGAUGUGGAUGAUAUCAUGACCAGGGCGACCUGA